UUUGUUUCUAGCGAUAAGCUCAGUUUUAUUCGGCAAAAUAAUUUACAAUAGUCGCUAUCGAGCAGUUCAACAUUGAAUACGCAUAAACCGGGAGAUUGUGAAUAAAAUAACAGUCUUUGUUUUAUAAAUUUUAUAAAAUUAAAAAAAUUUAUUUCGAAAGAAUAUUGCAUUUUUGUAAGCAUAAAAAACAAAAAUUGUUUAAUUGACAAUUAAAACAAAAGUACAUACAAAAACACAAAAAAUGGACAGUGAUAAACCAGUGCAGCAAUGUAAUGUGCGCAAUGAGACUAAAUUUACGUAUAUAGAGAGAACUUUAAAAUUUGUUAUUAAAGUUUUAUACAUUACAUUUGUUGAAACUUUUAUAAGUUGCAUUCAAUAUAUUUUUAGUAAACGUGUUGAACCAAAAAAUAUUGAAGGUCAAAUAGCAUUGGUUACCGGUGGCGGAAAUGGUUUAGGUAAAGAAAUCUGUAUUGAAUUAGCAAAACGAGGUUGUAAUGUUGCUAUUAUUGACAUUGAUUUGGCUGGUGCAACAAAAACAGCUGAAACCAUUAAAAAAUCAUAUGGUAUACAAUCAAAAGCUUAUAAGGCUGAUGUCGGAAAUUAUUCUGAAAUUGAAAACUUAAAACCAAAAAUUGAAAAAGAUUUAGGCUUUGUUGAUAUUCUUAUAAAUAAUGCCGGUUUAACACCAGUUAAAGGUUUGGAACAUUAUUCACCUGAAUAUUUAAGGAAAAUUGUUGAUGUUAAUUUAUUGUCAAAUAUUUGGACUAUAAGAAUUUUCUUACCAGGCAUGAAAGAAAGAAAACGUGGACAUAUUGUUCAGAUUGCUUCAAUUGCAGGUCUAGCUGGUGUUCCAAUAUCAAAUGUUUAUUCUGCAACAAAAUUUGGUGUACGUGGUUUAAUGGACUCUGUUGAAACGGAUAUAGUUAUAGAAAAUCUUGAAGAUUGCAUUCAUAUGACAACUAUUUUUCCACAUUUUAUAUUUACUAAUGAUGAAUUAUGUGAUUUCUUAGAAAAAAGUGGUUCGCUAAAACUUAUGCCAGCUUUUAAAGCCUCGUAUGUUGCCAAUGUAAUAGUUACAGAAUUUUUGAAAAAUAAAAGAAAAGUUAUAAUUCCUUCAUUUAUGAGAUGGCUAGUAGAAUCACAAGAAUUUAUAACAGCUAGAGCACGAAAUGCUGUUAAAAAAGUUGUUUUUAAUGGUGCUGCACAAUAUAGACAAUAUUUGAAUGAGCAACAAAAAUUAACUAAUGGACUCGAUUGUAAUCAAAAUUCUACAAUAACUUCAUUAAAAAAAACUAAACAAUCAAUAGCUAAUAAUAAUAAUAGUUAUAAUAAUAAUAGUAAUGAUUCAACAUGGAUGCCAGGAGCACAAAAAGUUAGUAGUGUACAAGAAACUAUACAGAAAUUUAGUGAAAAUGUUAUUGAAGAAGUAAAAGAAAGUAAUGUAAAAGGUUAGCAUUAUAAUGUUUACAUGUCCUUAGUUAUUCAUAAAUACUUGUAUACCCUAAAUUUAUAAUUAAUUAUUGGUGUGAUUUUAAUAAAAAUGAAUUAUGUUGUGUUUAAGUCUA
Condylostylus longicornis is the source of this 1565-nucleotide messenger RNA. Its product is annotated as 17-beta-hydroxysteroid dehydrogenase 13-like. The transcript is spliced from 8 exons. The record is from RefSeq and is a predicted model, not a curated record. The coding region runs from base 242 to 1453 and encodes 403 amino acids. Gene Ontology annotation, molecular function: oxidoreductase activity, acting on the CH-OH group of donors, NAD or NADP as acceptor. Lineage: Eukaryota; Metazoa; Arthropoda; Insecta; Diptera; Dolichopodidae. Gene Ontology annotation, cellular component: lipid droplet.